Aphis gossypii (cotton aphid) is the source of this 3227-nucleotide messenger RNA. RefSeq names its product junctional adhesion molecule A-like. NCBI's taxonomy places the organism in Eukaryota, Metazoa, Arthropoda, Insecta, Hemiptera, Aphididae. Gene Ontology annotation, cellular component: neuron projection membrane. Gene Ontology annotation, biological process: synapse organization. The record is from RefSeq and is a predicted model, not a curated record. The coding region runs from base 848 to 1774 and encodes 308 amino acids. The transcript has 11 exons.
UUACCGGCGCAAUACUGUGUUUCCCGUGCGUCGUUCAGGUCGGGCCUUACGCGUGUUUGGCGGUAAGUACUCUGUUUUCUCGUCUGCUCCACUCGACGUAUACUUUAAUAUAAUACUAUAUAAUUCGUAAAAAUUAUAAGCAAAACGAGUCGUAUAAACCACCGUGAUCGAAAGGUUUUUAUUGUUCUUCUUACGUCGUUUUGAGUUUUUAAUUUAAUUUUUUUUUUUAUACAGCCGUUAAGCUUGUUACCGGUGUCUGCGUAUUUGUGUGUGUGUGUGUGUGAGUGUAUUUUUCAAACGAGUGGUGUUUUAACAUAUGACCGCGAGUGAUUGCCACUGUAAUAGAACUAAAUCAAUUUGUGUAAGAAAAAAAAAACCAUUUUGUUAAUUGAUAUUACGCAAGUGCUUGUACGGUGAGUGUUUUCCGUGUUAUACGUAUAAUCGUGCGCGUGUUUAAUCGAAGACAGUGAUACGAUACUGUUAUAGUCGUUUCGCAGAAAUUCUUCAACUACCACUACUAUCACCACCACCAGCUCAAGUCUGGUGUGAAAUGACAAAUAGCAGUUUCAGCUGAUUCUAGUCUAUUUCGUUGUAUUGCAAGGUUAAUAUCAAAAACAUUUCAAAUCAAUUUCAACGAUUCAUUUAACGUUUCUGCCUUUCACGACCUCAAACAAAUGCCGUUCAACGAAUCCGCGGAGUUGUACGCGACGUUUGGAUGGUUGUGACAGUUUUUGGUGAGGUUCAAUUUUGUUAAAGAUAAAAUAUAUAUUUUACAAUUAAAACCAGCAAAACACCAUUCAUCUGAUACUGCGGAACCAGCAGCGAAUAGUCAACACAACGUAUAAGGAUGGUGGUGACAUCUGGUUGCCAAUCUUAUGGACAUCAUCAAAAGUUUAUUGCAUUAUUGAUACUGUGCUUUUUGGAUUGUGGUCAAGGAGACGGUAAAGAAAAGCGAGAAAUUUCCAGUCCAAAAAGUAAAAGUGGACAACCAGGAGGAUCUGGUCACACAGAAUGGCAACAAUUAUGGUAUUCAAGCGUCGAUGAGUUUCAAAAGCUCACAGAGCCACUUUUGGACAAUACCACUGAAACUAACCUCACUGUACCGUUAGGUAGUACAGCUUACCUUCAUUGUCGUGUUCGAAAUUUAGGAGAGCGAACGAUAUCAUGGGUUCGCCGCAGAGAUUGGCACAUCUUGACUUCGGGCAUGUUCACGUACACAAACGACGAGAGGUUCACCGUGUUGCACGCCGAAGGCUCGGAUGAUUGGACACUGAAAAUAAAAUACGUGCAGAAACGAGACAACGGCACGUACGAGUGUCAGAUAUCCACUGGAACAGGUAUAAUGUCCUCGUUCAUCAACGUUCACAUCGUCGUUCCCGAAGUUCACAUCGAUGGACCAAGUGAACUUCACGUAGACAUGGGUAGCAUAAUAAAUCUUCUUUGUAUCAUCGAAAAAAGUCCACAACCUCCACAGUACGUAUUUUGGUAUCAUAAUGAAAAAAUGAUCAAUUACGACAAUAUCAGAGGUGGUAUUGUAGUCAAUACAGAAAAUGGUGGUCGUAGCACCAGCAGGUUGACUAUCCAUGACGUAAUUGACACAGACAGUGGUAAUUACACAUGUGAAACUGCAAAUGCCGAACAAGCUUAUGUUUAUGUUUUUGUAUCUGAAGGAGACACUAUGGCUGCCAUAUCACGCAGAAAGUCUACAGCUUCAGGAAUUGAAGUGAUGUUAUGGUUUGUUGCAUUACCAUUAAUGGUAAUAUCCGUUAGAUAAGGGAAAAAUAUUCUACUGUGUAAGUUAUACAAUUUAUAUGUAUGUAUUAAUUCUUUGUAAAAAGUAUGAUUAUAAUUAUAAUUAUUGUUAAUAUUCAUAAAAAUGUUUUUGUUUACUCAUGUCUUAUUUCAAUUACCAGAAUUAAAUAUAAAAAUUAACUUGAAAUAAACAUUUAGAAAUUAGCCAAUUAUUAACUAACUAAUUUAUCUCAUGAACCUACACUUAAUAUUAUUAGUAUGGUUACCAUUAUAUUUGUUUAUAUCUAUAUAAUAUAAAGAUAUAAAAUUAUAUCUUAAAAGUGUUAUAAAAUUAAAAUUAUAUUAACAAUUAAAAUGUUACAUACAAUUUUUUUUUUUUUGGUUUUAUUUAUCGCACUUAAGUUACAUUGUACAGGGUUACACAUAUUUAUUUAAAAAAAAAAAAAAUAUAUAUACAUAAUUUUAUUUUAAUCGAAAUUAAUUAAAAUUUACAUUAUUAACGAUAAUAUUGUAAAUAUAAUUUUAAUACACAUUUUUUCCCGUUACAUUAUACUAAUGUAUAAGUUUAUAUUAUUUAAUAUUUUUGGAAAAUUAUUACCUUAUACUAAUUGUUUAUUUUUUUUUUUACUUUUAGUAGUUGUUAUUAGUGGUGUUAGUUAUCUUCUAAUAUAUACUAUUUAUAUGAAAAGUUAAAGUUUAAAUGAAUACAAUUAUCUAUAUUAGUACAUCUCAAUGUAUACUAACGGCUAAUGAGUUGAUAUAAUUUUUUUCUGUACCUACUUAUUUAAUUUAUUGGACGUAAAUAGAAUUGUAAUUAAUUAAAAUUAUUAUUAAUAACUAUAAUUAUAAUUAUUAGAAUUUUUAAAUUAUUGUGAAAUAUACUUUAAUGGUGGUUGUAAUGGCAUUUAAAAACAUAAUGAUAUAAUGAUAUUGUUUGAAACCGACAUCAUCGGAUAUAUUGUAUUAAAAUAAUACGAUUAUUAUGCAUUUUACUCGAAUGUUAUGAAGGACUAAUAUUACUAAAGUGCGAUUGGAAAUAGUUAUAAAUGUUUUAAAAUAUAAAGGGCUCAAUGAAACGUUGUAUGUACAGAAAUUUACAAGUUUUUAUGUUUUCUUUUUUCAAAGAGCAAAUGUUAAUAACAUAUUCCAUGUAUAUAACUACCUAUUACGUCUAAAUAAAAGUAUCGAUACAUCGCAGAUGUUCCUGAUAUUAUGUGAAUUGUGAAUACUGUUUACCAAUUGGUAUUAUUAUUAUUAUUAUUAUUAUUUGUAAAUUAUUGUAUUGCCAAAUUGUAAUACUAUUAUUGUCAUAUAAUAUAUUAUGAUACUUAUAAGUCAGUCGCAUGCUACCUAUACAUGCUUAAGACAUUAUAAGUCCAUUGUAAAUAUCCAUUUUCUAACAAUUAUAUACAAUUACUAAUUGAAUGUCCGUUUAAUUGUUAAAUAAAUAUUAUAAAAAUAAAUUAAGUUCAAAA